CGUAAUCGACGAGUAGCUUAUAACCUGUUCAUAGCAAGUAGCCCAGGCGCUGUGGCCAGGUAGAUACCGCCUCGGAACCCGAGGGACACAUUGUUCGUGGGGUUUGGGAGCGUUCUGGUGUCAGCGGUGAUUGCUGCUCCGCGUGAUGAUUGCACAGGGAGAUGAUGGAGCUCCGUCGUAGCGGAUACCGGAGGGGCCUGCUGCCGGAGGAUCUGGAGCUGGACAUCUCGUGUCCAGUGGGCCCCAACCGCAGUUCCGGCUUGGAAUGCCUCCGGAGUGCUCUAUGGUAGCCGUCAUCCUCUAGCCUUUAGGAGGGCGACUACUUCAUAAGGCCAUCAUGCGAUGAGACCUCAUCUGCAAGAUUUGCGGAUCUUUGCAGAACAACAACCACCACUAUUCAUUGAAGAUGGCGAACCUAACGCAAGAACGCGUACAGUGUCUGUACGACACGUUUGGAGAACUCGAUGUCAUCGACGAUAUCAUUCGACAUCGAGCUGCAGAUGUCCCUCCUGCCCCUAUUCUUGGCUACCCAAGAACGGAAGACAGUGUUGAUGACUAUGAAAGGUUCACCGGCCAGCAGCUCGACCGGCUUAUCGAUGGUGCCGUGAAGCACUUCAUCCGGCUUGGCUUGAAGCCGAACACAGGCAAGGUGGCGGCCAUCCUCGCGCCGUCUAAUGUGGACUUCAUCGUCACAUUUUUUGCCCUUAGCCGCUUAGGCUACACGGUCCUAUGCCUAUCACUACGCAUCCCUCCAGUAGCGAUCCUGAACCUCUUAAAUCAGACGGAUUGCGAGAUCAUUGUCUAUGGAACCCUUCCGCAUAUUUCGGCCAACGUCAAAGUGGUCAGCGGCGAGAGGCGUGUUGAGCUUCUCCAAAUACCAAGACGGCCCGACUAUGAUAACCAAGACGCAGCAGGAGAGGCGCGAUUCGUCCGGGCCUUUGAUCGUGCUGAGGAGCGAGGCCGCAUGGCAUUGAUCAUGCAUUCGUCAGGCUCGACCGGCCUCCCUAAGGCCGUGGCACUCACUCACACAAAUGUGCUUACGCACGCGAUACUAGGGGCCGGAUUGGAUAAUUUUGCCGCAUUGCCGUUAUACCACAUGUAUGGCGUGUCGACAACUCUACAGGCUAUGUACAGGCGCAAAACGGCCUACCUGUUCAACACCUCGAUCCCACUCACGGCAGAGAAUCUCGUCGCGGCCCUUACGAAGGUGGGGGCCGACGUCGUACACGCGGUCCCGUACGCGCUGGGGCUCCUUGCUGAGCAGCCCCGCGGCAUCGCGUACUUGAGAUGUUGCAAGAUCGUGACGUCCGCGGGGGCCCGAACACCCGAUGAGCUGGGCGAUCGCCUGGUGGCCGAGGGCAUUAACCUGGGCGUCGUGUUUGGCACGACGGAGGCUGGGCUCCUUGGCGAUACUAUGCGGAGGGUCGACGGCGACGACUCGUGGAACUACAUCCGGAUAUACUCCCACAUCCGGAAAUAUAUACAUAUGGACGUCGUCGGUGAAAACCAGUUCGAAUGUGUCUACCUGAAGGGCCACCCGGGCUUAUCUACGUCUAAUUCGGAUGAUCCCGCACCGGGAUCCUGGCGUUCGAAGGAUGUUUUCGUGCCGCAUCCAACCAUCCCUGAUGUCUGGAAAUACGUGACACGCAUCGACGAUCGUAUUACCCUUGUCAAUGGGGAGAAAGUACUCCCGCUGCCGAUCGAGGGCCGCGUGCGCGAAGACAGCUUGGUCCGGGAGGCCGUCGUCGUCGGGGUUGACCGACCCAUUCCGGGGUUGCUGCUAUUUAGAGCCGAAAGAGCCGAUCACCUAUCGGACGAUGCUUUUCUAGAUGCGGUCUGGCCCACGGUAGAGGAUGCGAACUCCCGGGCCGAGGGCUUUUCUCAAAUCACGCGCGACAUGAUCUGCGUCCUCUCGUCCGAGUCGGAGUACCCUCGGACGGACAAGGGUAAUAUCAUCCGAAACCAAUUAUAUCGCGUAUUUUCGAAAGAAAUCGACGAGUUAUAUAGCAAGCUAAACGGGGCCAGCGAGGGAAGCCUCAGGCUCGACCUUCCGGGUCUCGAGGAAGUUAUCUGCGCCGCGUAUAAGACCGUCACCGGUACAACGCUCGACUCGGUCGAGGUAGAUUUCUACUCAGCCGGCAUCGAUAGCCUCAGAGCGAUUCAAAUACGCCGCAUCUUCCAGGAGACGCUAUACUUAAAUGGAAAGCAGCUCGGGACAAACGUCGUCUACGACUAUCGGAAUGCGAAAGGGCUUGCCCAGUAUCUCUUCUCGCUCAGCCAGGGAGGCGAUGUCAGCCAGAACGACAGCCAGUCGCUCGUAAAGCAGUUCAUAGACAAGUACUCGUCCCCUGGCGAGAUAGUUCUCCUCACCGGCGCCACUGGAUCGAUAGGCGCACACAUCUUGGCGCAGAUGCUCAACAGUAGUGAAUACAGUAAGGUGUACUGUCUCGUCCGAGGUUCAACCCCGAUGCAGCGGAUCCUCAACUCCCUCAAGCAGCGCCGUCUCGAGGUCUCGCCGUCGGGCCUGGAGAAGAUCGUGGCCGUCACAGCAGACGUCUCCAAGCUGGAUUUCGGGCUCGGUGGUAGUUUUAUGGAACAGCUGAGGGCCGAAGUGAGGCUCAUCGUUCACAUCGCCUGGCCGGUUAACUUCAACAUCCAUCUGCACAGCUUCGAGCCGCAGCUCGCGGGAUUGUACAACCUGCUUAACCUCUCAGUCUCGGUGCAGCGGCCGGAGCCGGCGCGCCUCUUCUUCUGCUCGUCGAUCUCGACGGCGACCAACACGACAGGGCCCGCGAUCAUCCCCGACGCGGCCAUCGAGGACUUCGAACAGACUGCGGGCACGGGCUACGCACAAUCGAAGCUAGUCGGUGAGCACAUGGUUCGCAACGCCGCACGCAGGGGGGCCAGGAGCUACGUGCUUCGCAUCGGGCAGAUCGUCGGCGACACGCAGAACGGCGUGUGGAACGACAAUGAGUUCAUCCCGUCCAUGAUCCGCUCAGCACUAACCCUGAAGGCUCUUCCGGUACUCGAAAGUCCCUGCUCGUGGCUGCCGGUGGACACGCUAGCGACCACGGUCCUACAGCUCGCCCGGACGCUCAGCUCGGCACCGCGGCCACUGGCCAUAGACGCGCGAGACCCACCCAUCUUCUACAACGUGGUGAAUCCGCACGUGUUCUCGUGGGACGCGCUGCUAAGAGAACUCAGAGGCGUGGCGGGACUCGAGUUCGACGCGGUGCCGGUGCACGAGUGGCUCGAGGCGUUGAGGGUGAGCGCGGCGCGCGGCGACGAGGAGGUUAACCCCGCGGUGAGGCUGCUCGGGUACUUCGAGGCCGAGCUCAGCACGGCUAGCGACGAGAGCAGCAGUGGCAAGGUCCGCAGCGACUCUGCAAGAGAGAAACGCGGCGCCGUGUUCUUCGACACCGGCGCGGCGCGGCGCGACAGCACCGCGCUCAGGGUGCCGCCGCGGUGCGUCGAGGACGGGCACGUAAAGAAGUACGUAGAAGUGUGGAUGGAAAAAUGGGCGCGGCCGGUGAAGACGUGA
Durotheca rogersii is the source of this 3541-nucleotide messenger RNA. RefSeq lists its product as uncharacterized. Gene Ontology annotation, molecular function: phosphopantetheine binding. The coding region runs from base 407 to 3541 and encodes 1044 amino acids. The record is from RefSeq and is a predicted model, not a curated record. The transcript has 5 exons. NCBI's taxonomy places the organism in Eukaryota, Fungi, Ascomycota, Sordariomycetes, Xylariales, Xylariaceae.